Molecule: messenger RNA, 3594 nt
Organism: Ailuropoda melanoleuca (giant panda)
Lineage: Eukaryota; Metazoa; Chordata; Mammalia; Carnivora; Ursidae
Gene: MCM2
Product: minichromosome maintenance complex component 2
Exons: 16
Coding region: 121-2832 (903 amino acids)
Biological process (GO): mitotic DNA replication initiation; double-strand break repair via break-induced replication; DNA replication
Cellular component (GO): MCM complex; nucleus
Molecular function (GO): single-stranded DNA helicase activity; ATP binding; 3'-5' DNA helicase activity
Source: RefSeq, a predicted model, not a curated record
GGCCAACGUCAUGACGCAGUGCUCUUUCAGUCGCUUCCCGGGCUGAGGAGGGUCACGUGAGCCGGUUUUCGCGCGAAAACUGGUUGUCGCUGGAGUGGCGGCGGGGAGCGCGGCGCUGCGAUGGCGGAAUCAUCUGAGUCUUUCACUGUGGCAUCCAGCCCAGCCCGGCGACUGCGAGGUGAUCCUCUCACCUCCAGCCCUGGGCGAAGCUCCCGUCGCACGGAUGCCCUAACCUCCAGCCCUGGCCGUGAUCUUCCCCCCUUUGAGGAUGAGUCUGAGGGCCUUCUAGGUACAGAGGGACCCCUGGAUGAAGAGGAAGAAGAUGGAGAGGAGCUUAUUGGAGAUGGCAUGGAGAGGGACUAUCGUGCCAUCCCGGAACUGGAUGUCUACGAGGCCGAGGGCCUGGCCCUGGACGAUGAGGACGUCGAGGAGCUGACAGCCAGUCAGAGAGAGGCAGCAGAACGGGCCAUGCGGCAGCGUGACCGAGAGGCCGGUCGGGGCCUGGGCCGCAUGCGCCGCGGACUCCUGUACGACAGUGAUGAGGAGGACGAGGAGCGCCCCUCCAGGAAACGCCGCCAGGUAGAGCGGGCCACGGAGGACGGCGAGGAGGACGAAGACAUGAUCGAGAGCAUUGAGAACCUGGAGGACCUCAAGGGCCACUCCGUGCGUGAGUGGGUGAGCAUGGCAGGCCCACGCCUGGAGAUCCACCACCGCUUUAAGAACUUCCUGCGCACCCACGUGGAUGGCCACGGCCACAACGUCUUCAAGGAGCGCAUCAGUGACAUGUGUAAAGAGAACCGCGAGAGCCUGGUGGUGAACUACGAGGACCUGGCGGCCCGGGAGCACGUCCUGGCCUACUUCCUGCCAGAGGCGCCAGCAGAGCUGCUGCAGAUCUUCGACGAGGCCGCGCUGGAGGUCGUGCUGGCCAUGUACCCGAAGUACGACCGCAUUGCCAGCCACAUCCACGUGCGCAUCUCCCACCUGCCCCUGGUAGAGGAGCUGCGCUCGCUGAGGCAGCUGCAUCUGAACCAGCUGAUCCGCACCAGCGGGGUGGUGACCAGCUGCACGGGCGUCCUGCCCCAGCUCAGCAUGGUCAAGUACAACUGCAACAAGUGUAACUUCGUGCUGGGGCCCUUCUGUCAGUCCCAGAACCAGGAGGUGAAGCCAGGCUCCUGCCCCGAGUGCCAGUCGGCUGGCCCCUUUGAAGUCAACAUGGAAGAGACCAUCUAUCAGAACUACCAGCGCAUCCGAAUUCAGGAGAGUCCCGGCAAAGUGGCGGCUGGCCGUCUGCCUCGCUCCAAGGAUGCUAUCCUCCUCGCCGAUCUGGUGGACAGCUGCAAGCCAGGAGAUGAGAUAGAGCUGACUGGCAUCUACCACAACAACUACGAUGGCUCCCUCAACACGGCCAACGGCUUCCCUGUCUUUGCCACUGUGAUCUUAGCCAACCAUGUAGCCAAGAAGGACAACAAGGUCGCCGUGGGGGAACUGACAGACGAAGACGUGAAGAUGAUCACCAGUCUCUCCAAGGACCAGCAGAUUGGGGAGAAGAUCUUUGCCAGUAUUGCUCCUUCCAUUUACGGACACGAAGACAUCAAGAGAGGCCUGGCACUGGCUCUGUUCGGAGGGGAGCCCAAAAACCCAGGGGGUAAGCACAAGGUGCGAGGCGACAUCAACGUACUCUUGUGUGGAGAUCCUGGCACAGCCAAGUCUCAGUUCCUCAAAUAUGUGGAGAAAGUGUCUAGCCGCUCCAUCUUCACCACUGGCCAGGGGGCUUCAGCCGUGGGCCUCACGGCGUACGUCCAGCGGCACCCUGUCAGCAGGGAGUGGACCUUAGAGGCAGGAGCCCUGGUUUUGGCAGACCGAGGAGUGUGUCUUAUCGAUGAAUUUGACAAGAUGAAUGACCAGGACAGAACCAGCAUCCACGAGGCCAUGGAGCAGCAGAGCAUCUCCAUCUCCAAGGCCGGCAUCGUCACCUCCCUGCAGGCUCGCUGCACCAUCAUUGCCGCGGCCAACCCCAUAGGAGGCCGCUAUGACCCCUCACUUACCUUCUCAGAAAACGUGGACCUCACGGAGCCUAUCAUUUCCCGCUUCGACGUCCUGUGUGUGGUGAGGGACACGGUGGACCCAGUUCAGGAUGAGAUGCUGGCCCGUUUUGUGGUUGGCAGCCACAUGAGACACCACCCCAGCAACAAGGAGGAGGGGCCGGGCGGCAGUGGCACCCAGGAACCUGCCAUGCCUAACACAUACGGUGUGGAGCCCCUGCCGCAGGAAGUCCUGAAGAAGUACAUCAUCUAUGCUAAGGAGAGGGUCCACCCGAAGCUCAACCAGAUGGACCAGGACAAGGUGGCCAAGAUGUACAGUGACCUGAGGAAAGAGUCCAUGGCCACAGGCAGCAUCCCUAUCACGGUGAGGCACAUCGAGUCCAUGAUCCGCAUGGCAGAGGCCCACGCGCGCAUGCACCUGCGUGACUACGUGAUCGAGGAUGACGUCAGCAUGGCCAUCCGCGUGAUGCUGGAGAGCUUCAUCGACACGCAGAAGUUCAGCGUCAUGCGCAGCAUGAGGAAGACUUUUGCCCGUUACCUUUCAUUCCGGCGCGAUAACAAUGAGCUGCUGCUCUUCAUACUGAAGCAGUUAGUGGCAGAACAGGUGACAUACCAACGCAACCGCUUCGGGGCCCAGCAGGACACUAUUGAAGUGCCUGAGAAGGACUUGGUGGACAAGGCUCGCCAGAUCCACAUCCACAACCUGUCUGCUUUUUACGACAGCGAGCUCUUCAGGACGCACAGGUUCAGCCGUGACCCGACCCGGAAGGUGAUCCUUCAGCACUUCUGAGGCUCGGGCCGUCCACGGUAGCUCGCCGACGUCCUGGCGGGGCUGGCUCCACACGCUGGCAGGUGCACAGCCCUACCACUGAGGGACUCCGGGAGCGCGUGUGCGGCCCCGCGGCUGAACCAUCCGGCUCCACCCACCGUCUACCGGGCUCAGGCUGGGCCGGGAACGAAGGCUCUUCGUUUCUUUGGCUCCACUGUCUGCUCCUCACGUCAUCUUGGGUGGGCACGCGUUGCCAGUGUUCCUCUUCACCUGCUUGGCAGCCCGCUGCCUACAGGAGGUUUGUCUUCACUUUGUUCCUUGGACUAGAGUCCCUGGUGUUCAGGGUACCGCGGUCCGUUUUAGGUGACCGAGCAUAUGAGGGUGUUACGAGAACUUGUUGCCCUCUUGGUGUGAGUUCCGGUCCUGGAUGCGUCUACCGCUUUGGCCAAAGAGCAAGUUCAAGGUGUUCGUAGUGUUUUUCUGAAAUCUGUCCUGCAGGUUUCCCUGGGCUUCUGUGAGUAGAGAAAAUGCGGGCAGAAGAGCACACAACAUGUGGCCCAGCGCCUUCCCCACUCCCCAGCUUCCCCCCAGGCCAGGGAUUGCUGUGGUAGCCAGACAGGAAUGAGACUUACCCUGGUAACGAUGGUGCCUAGCCAGGACUGGCCAUCACCAUUGCCGUGCUCAUUUGUUUUCUCCUACUAGCCAUUCCCCAUUCUCUCGUUGUACAUUCAAUUUUUGUUUCUGUAGUUUUUAUUUUCAAUAAAAUAAGAUCUACAAUAGUGA